AUGGGAACCCUAGAAAACCCUCGGUCUAGAGUUUACUAUAUAAAGAAACAGUACUCACUGGAGAAAGGGGACAGACUCGCAUAUCGGGCGGUGACAAGCGCAUACUACCGAGGAGCAGUUGGAGCAAUGUUGGUCUAUGACAUGACAAAACGUCAAUCAUUCGAUCACAUGGCGAAAUGGCUGGAAGAAUUAAGAGGACAUGCGGACAAGAACAUAGUGAUAAUGCUAAUCGGAAACAAAUGCGAUCUCGGAAGCUUAAGAGCAGUGCCAACGGAAGACGCACAAGAGUUUGCACAAAGAGAAAACUUGUUCUUCAUGGAAACCUCAGCUCUUGAAGCUACAAAUGUCGAAACAGCAUUUUUGACAAUCUUGACAGAGAUAUACCGUAUAAUAAGCAAGAAAUCACUAACGGCUGAUGAUGAUGACGCCGAUGGUAAUUCAAGUCUCUUGAAAGGAACUAGAAUCAUCAUCCCUAGUGAGCAGGAGAGUGGGAAAAGAGGUGGAUGUUGCGGCAAAUCGUAAUUCUUUUACUAGACGAAAAG
Messenger RNA from Camelina sativa (false flax), 542 nucleotides. Lineage: Eukaryota; Viridiplantae; Streptophyta; Magnoliopsida; Brassicales; Brassicaceae. The record is from RefSeq and is a predicted model, not a curated record.